GAGGAAAGGCAGAAGAGUCAUCUUCUCCAGAGGACAUUGCUAGGAGAGGUGUUGGAGGCCAGGCGGGAAAGGAAAGAGGCUGAGGCAAGAAGAUCAAGUGUGAAAAAACCGGGUAACUCUGAACCUGUGAAGGGAGUGGGUCUGAAAGGACUUGAAGGGUGGAUGUGCUGAACCAGAGAAUCAUCUGACUUUGUGUUAACUCCCUUUGGGAAUUCAUGGCUGGACCGUGAAGCCAUCUGUGAUGAAGGACCUGAACAGUGACAUGUGCUUCAGCUCUGCAAGUUUCCAGUGCAGAGAAUAAAGGGAACCCAGAGCGGCUGUUGGCGGCAGAGACUUCUUGAAAGAGGAAGAGCUCGAGCAGACAGUGGGUCUCAAGAAGGGAAGCAGCCGGGCACCAGCUGGCUGGAGGCACCCCAGGCCAUGUCAGAACUUUGAGUGGGGCCUCGUGAGCGGGAGCAGCCCUCACCCACCCGCCGGCCACCCCAGCCCACGUCAAGAUGCUGAGCCUGAAGCUCCCUAGGCUGUUCGGCAUAGAACAGAUGCCCCAGGUGUUCCAUGAGCAGGGCAUUCUCUUUGGCUACCGGCAUCCACAGAGCUCGGCUGCUGACUGUAUCCUCAGCCUUUUUCAAAUGACCAAUGAGACCCUCAACAUCUGGACCCACUUGCUGCCCUUCUGGUUUUUCGUGUGGAGGUUUGUGACCGCACUGUACAUGACGGAUGUCCAGAAUGACAGCUACUCCUGGCCUCUGCUUGUGUACAUGGGCACCAGCUGUGUGUUCCCGCUCGCAUCCAGCUGCGCGCACACCUUCAGCUCAAUGUCCAAGAACGCCCGGCACAUCUGCUACUUCCUGGACUAUGGCGCCGUCAAUCUCUUCAGCCUGGGCUCAGCCAUUGCCUACUCUGCAUAUGUGUUCCCCGACACGCUAGUGUCCUCCACCUUCCAUGACUACUACGUGGCCCUGGCCGUGCUGAACACCAUCAUCAGCACCGGCCUCUCCUGCUACUCCAGGUUUCUUGAAGUCCCGAAGCCCAGACUCUGCAAGAUGCUACGGGUUCUGGCCUUUGCUUAUCCCUACACCUGGGACUCUUUUCCCAUCUUCUACAGGCUCUUCCUGUUCCCGGGGGAGAGUGCACAGAAUGAAGCCAGCUCGUACCACCAGAAGCACAUAGCCAUGACCCUCCUGGCCUCUUUCUUCUACUCCGCGCACCUGCCGGAACGCCUGGCUCCUGGACGUUUCGACUACAUCGGUCACAGUCACCAGCUGUUUCACGUGUGUGUGAUCCUGGCCACCCACAUGCAGAUGGAAGCCAUAGUUCUGGACAAGACCCAGAGGAAGGAAUGGCUCUUGGCCACCUCCAGGCCCUUUUCUUUCCAUCAGAUAGCCGGAGCCUUACUUUUGUGCAUCAUCUUCAGCCUCAGCAACAUAAUUUAUUUCUCAGCUGCUCUGUAUCGGAUGCCCGAGCCAGAAUUACAUAAAAAAGAAACAUGAUUCAGACCAUAAGCUGUUCAUGCCAGAUGCCGACAUUAAGUUGCCACAUCUUCAUCACCAUAAGCCAGUGGCAUGGUACUCAGUUCAGUGUCCUGAAUUAUUCAUAAUGAUUGGCGUCCUGGCUUUUUUGAAUGGGUUCAUUGUCAAAGUGGUAUUUAACUGGGAAACUUUUCUAAGCGUGCACUGACUCCGUGUGUGUGAUUUCUUUUCUUUGUGUGUGUGUGUGUGUGUGUGUGUGUGAUUUUAAAAGGGGAACAUUGGUUUGAGUAAGUCCUUGUUACUGGAAAUCAUUAAUAUUCUAUUUAAUUCAUCAAUUCUAUUUAAACAUAGUUGGGUUAACCCUAACAACCUUGUAACUUUGUAUUACUCUUUGAAACUGGGACUUGCUCCAUUUGAUGAAAAUCAUGUGGCAAAGCUUAUCCCAGGAGAAGCUACUUUGUCCACUACUUUGGAAUGAGGUUGAGCAGGGAAAUUCAUGGAGAGGACUUGAGGAAGAGGAAGUUCCUGUGGGAGCCCUGGGAACUGGAGUUCUGAGCUGAGAGAGACAUUCCAGAAUGAACAGACCUGGUUUGGAGAGGGGUCUUCUUUCUUUCCCCAACUAGUGAAGACAAUGCAUAGAAGAAUCCUCUCUUCCCACAAGUCUAUUCUGCCUUCAAAUGGGAAGUUCCCAUGCCAUAAUGGAUUUGGAGUCUGGAAGUUAUUUUCUUAAGAGUCCACAGCCUAUGGCUGAUGUCAUAUGCUCUGUUAUGUCUUCCUGUGACUAGUUUGAUACCAUAAAGUAUUAUCCUGUGAAGGUAAACUGUGUUAAACUAUGCAAGUUGGCUGAAUUCAGACCAAUUGGUUGUGUUCUUCUUUCAUCUUUUGAACCAGUGAAAGUGCUCUAUUUUGAGGUGGCAUACAUUUGAUGUUGCCUCAGCAUUUCAAGUGUGCUGUAAAAUUUAGUGUUCAUGUGCAGAGUAUGUUAAAGACCUUGCCAAAGAGAUGGUCAAAUGUAGUCAUUCUCAAGCUUCACUGUGAAUAAGAAACACCUAGUGAGCUUGAGACAAAUGCAGAUUCCUGGGCAAAACCGGGAGAUAAGUUGAAAUAUAAGUUUGCAUAGCUGAGCUCUGUGUUGAAACACAUCCUCCAGGUGAUUCUAACACAGAAGGGCCAGGGGUCAGACUUGAAGAAAUGCUGGUGUUGGAUAUUCCGGAAGGCCUGGGGCCUAUCGGCUUUGUUUUGAUGAAUUGAAGUCUCAGCGAUUCACUACCUAAGGACGUGCCCCUGUUUUCUGCUUGGGAACUUUCUACUCUAAAUCAUACUAAAACAUGGAGCAUUUUCUCAUCUGUUGCAUUAUCAGUAUUUCAUGGAGUUGUCAGGGAGCACAGAAAUGCUGAGGCAAACAGUUUUUCACAGAGGCCAGUGGACCCCUGAUCUGCACUUGCUAAUGACUUAAGGGGCCUCCCUCACUAUACGGGGUCUACUGUGCUAUCUCAGGAACACCCCCAUAUCUUAGAAUACCACUUCUAUGAUUAACCAGACCAGAUCCUUGAAUGGCCUUGUAAGUAGCUCAUUGUCUAAUCCUCCAAGGACAAGUAACAAUUCAUAUUGGAUGAGAGUGGUUAAGAAAAUACAAUUUCAUUAGUUUUAUUGUCUGUUUACUUCCUCUGGGGAAGGCAGACUGAAAAAAUAAAAUUAUAUGGGCAAGUUAAACUUUGGUGCAUUAAUUGCAAGCUGCACUACAAAAUUUGUUUUUCUGGCAACAAACUGACAUUGUUAGUAGAAUUCUAUACCAGCAGGGCUUCUGUUUCAUUUUACUGUAACUUCAGUUUUAUGGGGAACAAAGUUUAAAUACCCCUUUCUACUAAUGCUGAAGACAUAAUGGCUGUUAAAUUCUCUUGCUUAUAGAUAGUAAAAUAAUGUUCUCAGUUUCGUUCAGAAAGUGUUAAAAGAUAAUGGAUGAUUAAUUUGAAGGACUUAGAUUAUUUAAUCUUUGCUUAGAUUGCUUUUUUGUCAUGCUUAAUGAUGAAAAUGAAGUGUUAAAUCAACAGAAUAAGAUAAUUAAGUGUUUCAUAAUGUAUUUGUAAGCUUGGUGAACUUGAGCUUCAAUGUACACUUUUGGAAAGUGUUACAAAUUAACAUUUAAAACAGUUUGCAGUAUACCAUUUGGAAGCUUCUAAUGUGAGAUGAGUAUUAUCAUUAAGCAUUGAGUACUACAUAUCAGAUGUCUAUUGUGGAUAUACUUUUGCCCAAAUCAUCCCAGAAAGUCAAAAAGUUUGGCAGAGGGUCAGUUGAAGACCUCACUGGGAAGAUGUUUUUAAUGCAGUGGUUCUCAAAAAUUUUUUUUAAUGUCUCAAUUAUACCUAAGAGAUGUGACACACUCCCCUUGGUAAUAAUUGCUCACCAUAACACUGUCUCCAAAGGGACUUUGGGUGCAGGGGCCACACUCCUAAAGAGAUGCACCUCUUCCUCCUCCCCUGCGUGAGAACCGUUUCCUACUCUAAAGCAUUACCGUUGUCAUAAAACUUGAAUGUGUUCGAAUGAGGCAAUUUGGGUCUUUAUUGCCCUUCAUUCAUUGAAGGGUUUAAUUUUCCAUUUCCAGUUUUUAGAGAGUAACUCUCUAAAGAAAUGAAUUUGUGAUUAUUAGUAGAAUGUUGUGAGAUGUUUAGAGGAUUUUUGAGUCCAAAGUGAUUUAAAUAUUUGGCCUGCUGCAGUAUUUCCCAGUGUUUUUCAAGGAAUCUUGUUCCUUUGAGAAAUUCUGGAAAGGUAGAGCAUUGUAGAGUAGUAUUGUCAGAUAAGUUCUAGAAGCCCUUCAUUUGUAUCUAUUGUGUUCCAAACGGUUUUGACCAUGGCCACCUUUUUUAUUAAUCUAUUAACACUUUAUUACAGUGCUUUAUAACAUAUUGUUGAAUGCCAGCCUCUAAUUUUCUACUCAGCUGCUCAUUAUGGUUGAAGAGGCAAAGACCCAUUUCCAAAUUCAGAGAUAUUCUUCCAACUUACACUAAUGUCUGGUUUUCUUGACCUAAGUGGGAGAAAAAAAAAUAAAAUUAUGAUAAGGUGGUUCUGUUUCUCAUUUGAUCACCUCAUUGAUCACCUACCACACUGCAGACAAACGUGUUUAUUCACCAGGAGAAAUAAGUCCUUGUACACAUGUGCAUUGUUAAAUCAUUCCAUGAAUAUUAAUUUAGUACCUGGGGUGUACAGGCUGACUCUGUUCUAGGAACCGGGGGUACAGAAGUGACAAAACUUAUGAAGCCCCUCCCUCAUGGAGCUGACAUUCUUGUUGGGCAGUCAGGCCAUAUGCAAGAUAAAUUCAGAUAAUGGUAUGUGCUAUAAAGAAAAGUGUGGCAAUGGAAUAAGGAGGAGUGGGGUAGGGCAGGCGGGAUUGGAUGGUGACUCUGAUCAACUGAAAUCUGAGGAAAGACCUAAUUGGCAAAAAGGAGGCAGCCUUGCCAAGGUGCAGAGCGGGGUGGGGGUGGGGUCCUUCAGGACCAGGCAGCGGUAAGUGCGAAGGCCCCAAUGCCAGAAGACACUUGUCCUAUUGGAAGGAUGGAAAUCAGGCUACUCAUUCCUGAAAUAUGGGCACUCCAGAAGAUGUCUGGAUGUUUUGACUAUUGAAGAACCCUGAAAUUUCUAAAUUUUCUUCCUGGGCAAUUGUGUCACUUUCCCGUGCUCCCUUGGCUUGUAUGGAAUGCUUCGGCCAGUAUUAAAUACUCCAGGCAAACUUCACUCCCAUUCUCUUCAUGCCAAGCAACAGAUUUCUAAAACUGACUUAAGUUUUGCCUCCUCCAGAGCACAGAAUGAAGAGACCUCAAAGUUCAUUUAAUCCAACCUUUCUAAAAUUUUCUCAGUGAUAUAAAAUGUACAUUCUUGGGCCCAAACACAGGUGAGGGUCCCAGAAGUUUGGAUUUUUAGCAAAAAGCCGAGGUGAUAUUUAACAUUAAGGGAGUUUAAGAGGUGCCCAUCUAGUCCAACCAUUCUUGUUUUUUUUUUAAAUGAAGUAUUCUUGCUUUCUUAAAAUUUAUUUAAAAUUUAUUUUGUAUAAGAACUCAGAGAUGACAUUUUUUUCUGGUCUUAAAAUAUGGUAUGUCAAAAUUCUUGGUUUUAUGCUGCUGUGCCAUUUUGAAUGACAAUAAAGAAAAAGAAAGUAAAAUUGUAUAUGAAAUAAUGUUUGAAGAUUUUCACAUAUCUGUAACUAUGAAUCAUUAUAAUACCUUUUGAUCUUCAGUGUCAAUUAAAAU
Molecule: messenger RNA, 5710 nt
Organism: Choloepus didactylus (southern two-toed sloth)
Lineage: Eukaryota; Metazoa; Chordata; Mammalia; Pilosa; Megalonychidae
Gene: PAQR5
Product: progestin and adipoQ receptor family member 5
Exons: 11
Coding region: 498-1490 (330 amino acids)
Cellular component (GO): membrane
Molecular function (GO): signaling receptor activity
Source: RefSeq, a predicted model, not a curated record